CCUGCCUGACCUGCAGCGUUUGUCCUCUUGAAAGGUCCUGCGGAGCAGUGGUGCUGGCACUGAGCCCCUUCUGAUGGGAGGAUGGUUGUGCUCAGGCAGUUCAGGCUGCUGCUCUGGAAGAACUACAUCCUGCAGAAGCGGCAGAUCCUGGUGACGGUGAUCGAGGUGUGCCUGCCGCUGCUCUUCGCCGCCAUCCUGAUCGCGCUGCGGCACCGCGUGCACUCCGUCAGCCACCCCAACGCCACCCUCUACCCCUCCGAGUCCCUGCACGACCUGCCCAGCUUCUUCUCCUCCCGCCAUGCCAGCAGCCCCUGGGAGCUGGCCUACGUCCCCUCCAACAGCAGCGCCGUCCGCGGCAUCGCCGAGGCGGUGGAGAGAGCUCUGCCCAUCAACAUCAGAGCCCAGGGCUUCCCCUCGGAGCGGGACUUCGAGGACUACGUCAGGCUGGACAACCGCUCGGGCAGCGUGCUGGCCGGCGUCGUCUUCCGGCACCGCUUCCCGCACAGCGCGGCCCCGCUGCCGCUGCAGGUGGAGUACGAGCUGCGCUUCAAGUACAGCCCGCGCAACGCCCCGCGCAGCGAGCAGACGGGGCUGAACCCCAACCUGGACCGGGACUGGCACACCAGCUACCUGUUCCCGCUCUUCCAGCUGCCCGGGCCCCGCGAGGCCAAGUUCGCCGAUGGGGGCACGCCAGGUUACCUGCGGGAGGGGUUCCUGGCGGUGCAGCACGCCGUGGACAGGGCCAUCAUGCAGUACCACGCCGCUGCCAGCUCUGCCAGCCUGCUGGACAACAUCACCGUGGUGGUGCAGCGCUUCCCCUUCCCCGCCUACGUCAACGACCUCUUCCUCCUGGCCAUCCAGAACCAGCUGCCCCUGCUGCUCAUGCUCAGCUUCACCUACACCUCGCUCAACAUCGUCCGCGCCGUCGUGCACGAGAAGGAGAAGAAGCUGAAGGAGUACAUGCACAUGAUGGGCCUCAGCAACUGGUUGCACUGGAGCGCCUGGUUCCUCAUGUUCUUCCUCUUCCUCCUGGUGUCCGUGUUCUUCGUCACCGUGCUCUUCUGUGUCAAGGUGAGCGAACAGGGAGCAGUGCUCACCAACAGUGACCCCACGCUGGUGUUCACCUUCCUUGCCAUCUUCUCCAUCUCCUCCAUCUCCUUCAACUUCAUGGUGAGCACUUUCUUCUCACGAGCAAACGUUGCAGCUGCUGCUGGUGGCUUCCUCUACUUCUUCUCCUACAUCCCAUACUUCUUCAUCUCGCCCCGCUACGACCUCAUGUCCCACAGCCAGAAGCUGGCAUCCUGCCUCAUCUCCAACGUGGCCAUGGCCAUGGGGGCACAGCUCAUCGGCAUGUUUGAGGGGAAAGGGACUGGCAUCCAGUGGAGGGACCUCAUGAAGCCCAUCAGCGUGGAUGACAACUUCACCUUGGCCCAGGUGCUGGGGAUGCUGCUGCUGGACUCGGUGCUCUAUGGCCUGGUGGCCUGGUACGUGGAGGCCGUGUUCCCCGGGGAGUACGGUGUGCCACAGCCCUGGUACUUCUUCCUCACGCCCUCGUACUGGUGUGGGCGGCCCAGGACUGUUGUGGGGAAAGAGAAGGAGGAGGAGGAGGACCCCGAGAAAGCCCUGAAGAGUCAGUACAUUGAGGAGGAACCAGCCGACCUGGUGUCAGGCAUCAAAAUAAAGCACCUGUCCAAGGUCUUCAAAGUGGGAAACAAGACAAAAGAGGCAGUGAAGGACCUGACAGUGAACAUGUAUGAAGGGCAGAUCACCGUCCUGUUGGGACACAACGGUGCUGGGAAGACCACCACUCUGUCCAUGCUCACAGGUCUGCACUCCCCGACGGGCGGGCAGGCCUACAUCAACGGCUACGAGAUCUCCCAGGACAUGGUGCUGAUCCGCCGCAGCCUGGGGCUGUGUCCCCAGCACGACGUCCUCUUCGACAGCAUGACCGUGGAAGAGCACCUCCACUUCUACGCAGGGCUGAAGGGAUACCCACCCUCCAAGUGUCCUGAGGAGAUCAACCACAUCCUGAGGAUCCUGAGCCUGGAGGACAAGCGCCGCUCCCUGACCAAGGCGCUGUCCGGGGGCAUGAAGCGCAAGCUGUCCAUCGGCAUCGCCCUCAUCGGGGACUCCAAGGUGGUGAUGCUGGAUGAGCCGACGUCAGGGAUGGACCCAGCCUCUCGCAGAGCCACGUGGGAUCUCCUGCAGCAGCAGAGGAGCAACAGAACCAUCCUGCUGACCACUCACUUCAUGGAUGAGGCCGACCUGCUGGGGGACCGCAUAGCCAUCAUGGCCAAGGGCGAGCUGCAGUGCUGCGGUUCCUCGCUCUUCCUCAAGCGCAAAUACGGGGCAGGAUAUCACAUGGUGAUGGUGAAGGAGCCCUACUGCAACCUGGGAGAGAUCUCCCGCCUCAUCUGCCAGUACGUGCCCAACGCCACCUUGGAGAGCAAUGCUGGGGCAGAGCUGUCUUUCAUCCUGCCCAAGGAGAGCACACACAGGUUUGAGGCCCUGUUCACGGAGCUGGAGCAGAGGCGGGAGGAGCUGGGCAUUGCCAGCUAUGGUGCCUCAGUCACCACCAUGGAGGAGGUAUUCCUCAGGGUUGGGAAGCUGGUGGACUCCAGCAUGGAUAUCCAGGCCAUCCAGCUGCCUGCUCUGCAGUACCAGCACGAGAGGCGCUCCAACGACUGGGCCAUGGACGACUCCAGCAGCCUGAGCGGCAUGACGGACAUGACGGACGACAGCGGCGCGCUCAUCACCGAGGACUGCUCCAGCAUCAAGCUCAACACCGGGUUCUACCUGUGCUGCCAGCAGUUCUACGCCAUGUUCAUGAAGCGCGCCAUGUACAGCUGGCGCAACUGGAAGAUGGUGGCGGCGCAGUUCCUCGUGCCUCUCAUCUUCACUGCCUUUGCCCUCGUCGUGGCCAAGACCUUCCCGGGCCCGCGGGACUCGUCCCUGCUGCGGCUGACGCUGGAUCCCUACGGCCAGACCGUCGUGCCUUUCUCGGUGUCGGGCGGCGCGGCGCUGCCCCAGAGGCUGGCGGACCAGUACGCGGAGCUGCUGGAUGCCCAGCGCGCGGACCAGUACGCGGAGCUGUUGGAUGCCCAGCGCCAGUCGCCGCUGGAGGUGCUGGGUGGGCUGGAGGAGUACCUCAUCUCCCGAGCCUCCGAGGAAGGAGGAGCCUUCAAUGAGCACUACAUUGCAGCCGCCUCCUUCGAGGACGUGGGGAACCGCACGCUGGUCACGGCGCUCUUCAACAACCAGGCCUACCACUCCCCGGCCACCGCCCUCAUGCUGGCUGACAACGCCAUCCUCAGGGUGCUGGCAGGCUCCAACGCCUCCAUCACCGUCACCAACUACCCCCAGCCCCGCAACAUCACCGAGAAAGCCAAGGACCAGCUCAUGGAAGGCCAGACUGGGUUUGCCAUUGCCAUCAACCUGCUGUAUGGCAUGGCCUCUCUGGCCAGCACCUUCGCGCUGCUGCUGGUCAGCGAACGCGCCAUCAAGGCCAAGCACGUCCAGUUCGUCAGCGGCGUUUACGUGGUCAACUUCUGGCUUUCUGCCCUGCUCUGGGACAUCAUCAACUUCCUCAUCCCUUGUGCUCUGAUGUUGGUGAUAUUCCAAGCCUUCAACGUGCAAGCCUUCACCCAAGACAGCCACCUCGUUGAUGUGAUGCUGAUCUUUCUCCUUUAUGGCUGGGCCAUCAUCCCCCUCAUGUACCUUCUCAGCUUCUUCUUCUCAGUGGCAGCCACAGCCUACACCCGUCUCACCAUCUUCAACAUCCUCUCCGGCACCGCCACCUUCCUCGCCGUCACCAUCAUGAGCAUCCCAGAGCUGGGAUUGGUGGACCUCUCCAAAACCCUGGAUAAAGUUUUUCUCGUCUUACCAAAUUACUGCUUGGGCCAGUGCAUCAGUGACUUCUACCAGAACUACGAGUUCAUUCAGUUCUGCACCUCCUCAGUUGAAGCCAUCUUCAUCUGCAAGGCCUUCAAUAUCAGUUAUCAGAUGAACUACUUUUCCUGGGAGACCCCGGGGAUCGGGCGGUACCUGACCUCCUUGGCUGUCCAGGGUUUCUCCUUUCUCUUCCUCCUCUUCCUCAUUGAGACAAACCUCCUCUGGAGAGUGAGAACUCUGCUCUGUGGUAUCUGCAGGCGGCGGAAAUGGGUGGCCCUACUGAACAGGGUGUCCGUGCUGCCAGAGGACAGGGAUGUGGCAGAUGAGAGGAAGAAGGUUCUGGAGUCGCCACCAGAGCUGCUGUCGUCUCUCAGCAGCCCUCUGGUCAUCAAGGAGCUCACCAAGGUCUAUGACAGCCGGGAGUCCCUGCUGGCAGUAGACAGGAUCUCCUUGGCUGUCAGCAAAGGGGAAUGCUUUGGUCUCCUUGGCUUCAACGGAGCGGGCAAAACCACCACCUUCAAGAUGCUGACGGGUGACGAGAGCAUCACAUCGGGGGACGCCUUUGUGGAUGGCCACAGCAUUCUGGCCAACAUCAAGAAGGUGCAGCAGCGCAUCGGGUACUGCCCGCAGUUCGACGCCCUGCUGGAGCACAUGACGGGGCGCGAGACGCUGAGCAUGUACGCGCGGCUGCGCGGCAUCCCCGAGCGCUACGGCGGCAGCUGCGUGGAGAACAUGCUGCGCGGGCUGCUCCUGGAGCCGCACGCCGACAGGCUGGUCAGGACCUACAGCGGUGGGAACAAGCGGAAGCUGAGUGCUGGCAUUGCCCUCAUUGGUGGCCCCCCCGUGAUCUUCCUGGAUGAGCCCUCCACUGGCAUGGACCCCGUGGCCCGGCGCUUGCUCUGGGAUGCGGUGACACGGACACGGGAGUGUGGCAAAUCCAUCAUCUUCACCUCCCACAGCAUGGAGGAGUGCGAGGCGCUGUGCACACGCUUGGCCAUCAUGGUGAACGGGCAGUUCAAGUGCCUGGGCAGCCCCCAGCACCUCAAAAGCAAGUUUGGUAGUGGAUACACCUUGCUGGCCAAAACCCGGGGUGAGGAGGAGGGCGAGCUGCAGGCCUUCAAGGCCUUCGUGGAGAAGACUUUCCCAGGCAGCGUCCUGAAGCACGAGCACCAGGGCAUGGUGCAUUACCACUUGACCAACAAGAACCUCAGCUGGGCACAGGUCUUUGGGGCCCUGGAGAAAGCCAAAGAGAAGUAUCGCUUGGAAGACUACUCGGUGAGCCAGAUCUCUCUGGAGCAGGUCUUCAUGAGCUUCACUCGCUUCCAGCACUACACAGAGGACAGAGGGAAAUGAGCCCCCGGUGCCCUUCCUCACGGACUGGCCCUCAGCCUAUACAUAGUAUAUAUAGAGACAGUAAUUUAUAUAUCGGCGUGUCUUAAAUACUGUAUAAAUGUAACACUUUUCACCGGGGAGGGGUGAGAGGAUGGCAGUGCUCCUGCUGCUGUCGCCGGCCCUGGGUGUGCGUGUGUGGCACUGCCACUCUCCUGCCUUCAUCCAUCCAUCCAGCAAAAAUAAUCCACCCAAAAAGCCGGGAGGAACCUUGGAUGGGGGGAGAGGGGUGUUGGCUUGGGCUGGCAGAGGAGGAGCGGGGUCCCCUCUGCUCCCCUCUUCCCUGCCCCGCUCACGCCCCGUGGGAUGCUGCCCCCGGUCCUCACCCGCAUGUCCGUGUGUUGUUUGGUGGUUGCUCGUGGUUUAGCAGGAGGCUGUCACAUAGCUCAGUUCCAAACCGUCCCUGGGGGCAGCAGGACGUGCUGGGAUUGCCCGUGGGAGCACUUUGUGUCCGGCCGGGGGGGGCGGCUCAGCUCCUGCCUGGCACCUGCAGGGCACGGGAAAGAAGAGGCUCUGUCUCCUUUAAGUGCUUGGGAAAACUGUCUGCUCCUGCCUGCUUGCCAGUCCUGGCCCGAGGAGCUGGCACCGGCCCCAGCCAUGCACGGG
Ficedula albicollis (Collared flycatcher) is the source of this 5886-nucleotide messenger RNA. It is a transcript of the gene ABCA3, whose product is annotated as ATP binding cassette subfamily A member 3. Bases 82 to 5244 code for a protein of 1720 amino acids. Gene Ontology annotation, molecular function: ATP hydrolysis activity; lipid carrier activity; ATP binding. The transcript is spliced from 32 exons. The record is from RefSeq and is a predicted model, not a curated record. Gene Ontology annotation, biological process: transmembrane transport; lipid transport. Gene Ontology annotation, cellular component: intracellular membrane-bounded organelle; membrane. Lineage: Eukaryota; Metazoa; Chordata; Aves; Passeriformes; Muscicapidae.